AUGCAACCCCCUGGCCUGAGGCGGCGUGGCUCCUACUUCCGCGCUGGAAUCCCAGAUUCUCAGCACCCUGGAGCGAAGAAGCAGCAGCUUCUAGAACAGCAGGCCCAACCCGAGGCCAAGGCCAAGAGGUUAAAGCGUUCGCCGCAGGCCUCACAGCAGGUAUGGCAGCGCUUCCAGAAGGGUGUCUGGCUCUUCCCGUGUUUCAGCAGAAUGAAAACUGGCUGUGUGACCUUGGGCCAGUUGCUCACCCUCUCAGGGUACAGGAGUCUAAGUGGGGCGGUCUGUUGGAAGCCAAGCCCCAGGCCGGUGGAAGAAUUCGGCCCUCCUCCCGGGCACACCCAGGGCUCACGCGCCGCCAGCCUGCCCUUGCUGGGCUCAGACAAGGCUGAGAAUUUUCUGGUCUUUAUCUGGUUUAGUUUUGAGUGCUUCCAGCGGCAGAGGGGCCGUUCCACCAAAGUCCCCAGGAAAUUGGUCCACGUAGGACGGAGCCUUCCCGAGAAUGAAGUCAUCUGUUCCUUUUUUAUUUUUUGUUGCCUUUCUCCUUCAGCACGAGUCACCCGGCCUCUGCAGUCUCUCCCCGCGAAAACACGGCCCGCGAGCGGGUCAGCCGGGCUGGCUGGGGGAAGGAGCGAGGAGAGAACCCCACGGGCCGGGGCUGCCCGGGGCGCCCCCUCGCCGCCCCCGAUCUCUGCCCAGCGCCCGCCUCCCGUUCCCACCCGCGACUUCCCCGGGACCGCCCGAAAGAAUCACCGAGGUUCCCUGAGCUGUGUAGUGCCCGGCUAUGACAAGAUACCCCCUUCACAAAGUGUGGAGACGGAGGCUCGGAGAGGUGCAGUGUUUUACCGAAGCCUCACAGACAGUUUUGCAGAACUGAAAAGCAAAAGCCUUGUGAACUGUCGCCAUCCCUCUGCCUUGGCGUGUCUGUAUGAUUUUAUAUUUUAAUUGUGAUGGAUGCUGAUGGGGGACGUGCCCUGCUCCCUGACCAGAUAACUCAUCUUCAGGAGACUGUCUCACCUCUCAGUUCCUUGAGGGUGUGACCCAGGAGCCUGUGUGCUCGUGUGCCCAUUUGGGUGAAGGAGAGAAGAACGCUUAUUCCGUCUCCUGGCCUGGAUCCAGAAGGGCGCUAUGCUGGGCAGCCUUCCUGCCGCUCAGCCUCCAAGGUCCAGGGGAGGGGGCUGCCCAUGGACCUCAGAUCUCGUGGCCUCACUGAGCCCUCCCAGGGCUCUCCAAGGAUCUGCCUUGGCCUCUGGCUGGGGAAAGUAAAGCCAUGACCGCUCACCCCAGCCCUAGCACAGCAUCCCUGCCUCCUGCUGCUCCAGGGUCCAUGGACCCUCCCGGUCCAGAGACAUCCCGGGGGCUUCUCUGCCCCUCUGCCCCUCUGCCUGGACUCAGACCUACCACAUUCCCUAUUUGUUUAUUUAAAACCAUUUACACGAUGCUUUCUCUGUGCCAGGCACUGUUCUGAGCACUUUAGAGACAUUUAUCCUCAGUAUGAAGCAGGAGCCAUUAUGUCCCCAUUUUACAGACAAGAAAACUGAGGCACAGAGGGGACAAGUGACUGACCCACCUUCCCUCUGGCUUUCACUACAGACCUCUGGGGUGGGGGAAUUGGUGCUCAUAGCCUUCUUAGGUAAUUGCUGCCCCCACGAUUCCAUCCAGCCGCCCGGCGUUUGCUCACGCAGGUUACCUGUCCCCAGACGCAGGCACGAUGGAUGGACAGUCGUCCCUGGCACACUAGGUGGAGCAAGGACAUGGCCCCUGGAACCAGCCACACCAGCUUUGAAUUUGGAUGUGCCGCAUGUAGCUGUGUGAUCCUGGGUAAGUGGCUUCAGGUCUCUUUGGCCACCUGUUAUCUGAAGACUGGGGGCAAAACUGCUUAUCCAAAAGGUUGUAACAAGGAAAAAGCAAGGGAACCCAUCUAAAGCACUGGUGUCCGGCUUGCAAUUUUUCAUUAGUAAAAGCCAUAUUCUCCUCUUUUCUGCCCCAACCCGUCCUCCUGCCCUUCAAAGCAUAGUCA
Messenger RNA from Mesoplodon densirostris (Blainville's beaked whale), 2017 nucleotides. RefSeq lists its product as uncharacterized. The transcript is spliced from 3 exons. The record is from RefSeq and is a predicted model, not a curated record. NCBI's taxonomy places the organism in Eukaryota, Metazoa, Chordata, Mammalia, Artiodactyla, Ziphiidae. The coding region runs from base 1 to 942 and encodes 313 amino acids.